AAUUCUUUCCCAGUGUACAUCUCAGUAGCCUGAUUAGAAACUGUUUACUUCAAAAUGUAUCGGACUGUUGUUUUACUGUGGGUUGUGUUCGCUGUCUGUGAGUCACACGUGGUACCCAACUUGAAACAGACCGGACCAUGCACUUGCCAAUCAGAUGCAGGAGUUGUCGAUUUGACCCCACUUGCUCUGAAUAACGGGACACCUGCAUUUAACCACCUCCACGAUCUUCUCGGGCGUGAUCGGUUCUCCUGGAACCCAUGUGUCCCGUUCACACAAGCUGCGUGCAAGGACGCGGCCGUCUGUCGGUACAGUGGCUCCCAGCCAGGGGUUGUUGUCGGCACCCAGCAGAGCGCCAGGUUCGUCUCCAACAAGGUGGAAGGCUUGUCCCUGGAAUACUCGCAAGGAGAAGUGGUCAUAUCAAUCAAGCUGAAGUGCAGCCAGGAAGCGAAACCGGAUGCUCUCUGGAUUACAGGACAGGUUUCCGGAAGUGGUCCAUAUGUUAUGACAUUAUUCAGUAGCCACGCUUGUGCCAGGCCAAGUAACCUUGGCGGCAAGACAACUGGACCAGCACCUGGUGGUGACAACACAACGACGUUUCCGCCGUUCCCGACGUUCCCGACACCUGGUGCUGUUACUAUAACAGCCAAGCCUACCAAUCUUCAGACUAUCACACUGCUGAUAUCUGUAGAAGUACUGGCUACAGUUUUUAUUCUAAUUGUUGCUGUGAUUGGCCUUGUGAUUCUCGUCAACCGGAAGUUACGUCAGAACCGGGCGUCUCCUCCUGCCUACGGCCAACUUGUGAUAGGCAACGAUGAUGAUGAUGAUGAUGCCUUCUUGCUAAAACUAUAGACGGCUCACUAUUUAUACACCAAAUACGAGGGCUCGUCAAAACGUUCUAAGCCUUACAAACAGACCAACAAUUGUGAAAGUGUUUUUAGUUUUCUUUUUCAACUUAAUCUCCCUGCUUUUAAAUACACUUCUCAUAUCAAAAGUGAAGCUUUUAGAUUCCAGUCAGGGAGAAGUUUUCUGACGCCACCCCGAAACACAGUGGAAUAGCUAGGGCACAUAUCCCCCCACUCUUGUGACAUGCGCCCAAGAAUGUCUUGGGGAUAGUCAGUUGGCCACCAGAGGAAAAGAGGCUUAGUUUAGAUUUUCGUUCCCACAUUUUCCUGUAUACCUUAAACCUUUUCUAUUGCAUAAAGGAGGUAUCUGUACACAAUUUCCAUUGG
Molecule: messenger RNA, 1229 nt
Organism: Haliotis rufescens (red abalone)
Lineage: Eukaryota; Metazoa; Mollusca; Gastropoda; Lepetellida; Haliotidae
Exons: 5
Coding region: 55-849 (264 amino acids)
Source: RefSeq, a predicted model, not a curated record